This is a messenger RNA of Argiope bruennichi, 995 nucleotides long. Its product is annotated as RWD domain-containing protein 1-like. The coding region runs from base 116 to 814 and encodes 232 amino acids. Lineage: Eukaryota; Metazoa; Arthropoda; Arachnida; Araneae; Araneidae. Gene Ontology annotation, molecular function: protein binding. Gene Ontology annotation, biological process: cytoplasmic translation. The record is from RefSeq and is a predicted model, not a curated record. The transcript is spliced from 7 exons.
ACUGCAACCGUCAAUUAUUGUUUUGAUGCAUGUGUUUUUCGUUAUUUAUAUCUCGGCAAUCAAAAAGAAGAAUCUUUGCUUACUUUUCUUUUGCUAAUUAUUAUUUGAGAUUAAAAUGACAGAUUAUAAAGAAGAACAGAGGAAUGAAAUUGAAGCUUUAGAAUCUAUUUAUCCAGAUGAAUUGAAAAUUAUAUCGGACGACCCUGAGUAUUCUUUUACAAUGGACAUCAAAACAGAAAAUGCAACGGAUGAUCCCGAAGAAUAUGCUGCAAUAUCUCUCAAGUUUACAUAUGUCCCAACAUAUCCUGAUGAAGCACCUAUUGUGGAAGUUGCAGAUUUAGAGAAUCUUUCUGAUCAAGAUAUAGAAGAUCUAAUGGAAUUUUUGCAGAAUAUAAUACAAGAAAAUUUAGGAAUGGUCAUGGUGUACACUCUUGUUUCCGAGGCAUCUGAGUGGCUGAGUAAAAGAUUGGUGACAACUAUUUCUGAGAAAAAGAAAGCAGAAGAAUUGAGAAUACAAAAAGCAGAAGAGGAAGAAAGAACUAGAUUUGAAGGUGUACGAGUAACUGUUGAAUCAUUUAUGACAUGGAAGGCAAAGUUUGAUCAAGAAAUGGCUGAACUUAAAAAGCUUCAAGCAAAAGAAGAAGUAGCUUCAAAAAAACUAACUGGAAGAGAACUUUUUGAAAAAGAUAAAACCUUGGUUGACUCUGAUCUCAAGUUCUUGCAAGAUGAAGGAGAAGUGAAAGUAGACGAAUCUCUAUUUCAAGAACUGGAUGAUCUGGAGUUGCAAGAAGAUGAGGAAGAUCUUUCUUCAUAAAUAAUAAAAAAUUUAGACAUAAAAAAAAAUAGAUCAGGUGCCUAUAUUCUACUUCUAUUAAAAUGUAAUAGACAAAAAAAAAAAAAAAAAAAACCUGUUAGAAUUAACUGGUAUAAAUGAAUUGAGUUUUAUAUUCUUAUUUAUUAAAAAAAAAUGAAAAUGUUUUGCAAGACUUUAUUAA